Molecule: messenger RNA, 1285 nt
Organism: Erythranthe guttata (spotted monkey flower)
Lineage: Eukaryota; Viridiplantae; Streptophyta; Magnoliopsida; Lamiales; Phrymaceae
Source: RefSeq, a predicted model, not a curated record
AAGACUAUUUUUCCCUACGAAAAAAUGCAUAGUCUAAUUGUUGUGUAUCUAUUUUCAGUUGAGCUCAAGGCUACCACUGUUUGACAGACGGCAUUUCGAUGCAGAAAGUUCGAGCAGCGUUAAAGUUAUGCAAUCAUCCCCGAUCGUACACGGAAAGCUAACAUUAAACGAAAUUUCAUCAAAGAGGAAAUGCAUUCACUUUGCCAUCUCCGAAGACCAACAGAGCUCUCCUUCUGAAGAUAGCAAGUUAACGAAUAUUCCUUACGAACAAAUCGAAGGAGCUGACGGAAAAUCGGGAUUUGUUUCUUUUUACGGACCUAAUAAACAGAGAAAAGAAGAAGAAAAAGACGAAGUUUUUAUCCCGAGCCCUAUGACUAAUCGAAAUAAGUUGUUGUGGGUUGUUGGUCCGACUGUUCUCGUUGCAUCUUUCGUCUUUCCUUCACUCUACUUGCGGAGAAUACUCUCUUCAAUUUUCGAGGAUUCUUUAUUAACUGAUUUUCUAAUUUUGUUUUUUACGGAAGCCCUUUUCUACUGCGGAGUUGCGAUUUUUCUUCUACUAAUAGACCGUAUGAGGAGAUAUAAGAAGGGGCCCACCAUUUACGCAUCGACCAAUACUACGAACGUUGGGCCUCAUUAUGGAUACAGAAUCUCUUCUGUUGCUGUUUUAGUACUUAGUCUUAUAAUCCCGACAGUGACAAUGGGUUUUGUCUGGCCUUGGACGGGGCCCGCUGCUUCUGCCACCCUGGCACCGUACCUUGUCGGAAUCGUUGUCCAGUUUGCAUUUGAGCAAUAUGCGAAAUAUAUUGGCUCACCUUCAUGGCCUGCUAUUCCUAUAGUCUUCCAAGUUUACAGGUUACACCAACUGAACAGGGCAGCACAAUUGGUGACAGCUCUGUCAUUCACUGUGAGAGGAGCGGAAUCGACACCACACAACCUCGCCAUAACCGCCUCGCUAACUACCCUUCUCAACGUUCUUCAGUUUCUUGGCAUCGUAUGUAUUUGGUCGCUUUCGAGUUUCAUCGUCCGAUAUUUUCCUUCUUCCACGGCAGAAUUUUGAAGACGACUGAGGAUUCGGUUAGUGUCGUAACUUAUAGUUUCAUCGUACCAUGUUGUUCGUUUAUUUAUGGGCGUUCGACGAAUUUUAAAAUUUGAUUUAAUAAUAGUAAUUAGUAAAUCUUAUCGCCACCUAGGAUUCUUGACGAAAUCUUAUUUUUUUCUUAGUAAAUUAUUUUUUUUCGAUUUUUUAUUCGUAACUUAUGUGACCGUCGGUCGUUCGUAUAUCUAG